Molecule: messenger RNA, 687 nt
Organism: Aspergillus nidulans FGSC A4
Lineage: Eukaryota; Fungi; Ascomycota; Eurotiomycetes; Eurotiales; Aspergillaceae
Product: tRNA (carboxymethyluridine(34)-5-O)-methyltransferase
Exons: 4
Coding region: 1-687 (228 amino acids)
Biological process (GO): tRNA modification
Molecular function (GO): S-adenosylmethionine-dependent methyltransferase activity; tRNA methyltransferase activity
Source: RefSeq, a predicted model, not a curated record
AUGACAUCAAUAGACCGAGACGAGGCGUACGAGGAGAAGAAUGUACACGAGGUGUACCAGCAAAUCGCGAAACAUUUUUCAGCGACAAGAUACAAGGUACAGCCAUGGCCGAUUGUGGAACGCUUUCUUCAAGACCAGAAACCCGGCGCUGUCGGGCUUGAUGUAGGAUGCGGCAAUGGCAAGUACCUGCCUGUAAAUAAGAGUGUCUAUAUCCUGGCAUCUGACCGAUCCGAGAACCUCGCGCAAGUCGCCCGCCAGCAUGAACCGCACUCAACCAUUCUGGCCGAUAUCUUGAAUCUACCACACCCAGAUUCGUUUUUUGAUUUUGCCAUUUCAAUUGCUGUUGUGCAUCACCUGUCCACCCCGGAACGAAGGGUCCAAGCAAUUCGUGAAAUUCUGCGCACUCUGAAACCGGCAUCAGGCGAUACCCCAGGAGGUAGGGCUUUGGUCUACGUCUGGGCUCUCGAGCAAAAGAAUAGCCGCAGAGGGUGGGAUAAGGGAGACGACCAAGAUAUCAUGGUCCCCUGGGUUCUGAAGACUCCCAACUCCGAUAAUACAUCUGACACCCAACCGAAAGCCGAGGAAUUGGAGCGGGACGUUGAAAGUGCGGGCGGCCGUGUGCUGGAGUCCGGAUACGACAGAGACAACUGGUGGGCGAUCGCGACUCGAGUAGACCAAAAAAAUUGA